Messenger RNA from Racocetra fulgida, 330 nucleotides. Lineage: Eukaryota; Fungi; Glomeromycota; Glomeromycetes; Diversisporales; Gigasporaceae. The record is from the annotation of a GenBank genome assembly.
GUAAUAACUAGAGGUAGUGAUCAAGUCGCUAUUAGUUCUAAAUUUGAAGUUCGUAAUGAUCCGGCUGUAGUACGAAAUUUCGGGCAAAUUCUCGUUGAAUUCUCCAAAAUUGUUCCCGACGGAAUUGUUGCAUUCUUCCCGAGCUAUUUAUACAUGGAAUCAAUAGUGGCUAUGUGGAACGAUAUGGUUUCGGAAGGUAUUGAUUUUGAUCAUAAUUAUGGACGUGCUGUAAUUAUGUUUGGUGUACCAUAUCAAUAUACAGAGACUCAAUGCGUUGGGAGAGUUUUAAGAGGAAAAACUGAUUAUGGUCUAAUGAUAUUUGCCGAUAAG